GGUCUGUCCGUGCACUGGAAGCCUGGGUGGAGAACCUCUACACUGUGUCCUUUCAGCAAGCUCUAAUCUUAAGGGUGGUGCUCAUGUCACUCAAGAUUCACUGGCCAAUCAAACCCUUGAGGCGGACCUGCCAGUCAGAAGAGGAGGCGGGUUCUUCUGGGUGCCAUGCGGCAGGCUUGAAUGGUCUGGUGUGCUGUGAUCUCUGUCCUGCGGCUGAAUGCUGUGAAGUGUGCCCUGGCAAGCUCUGAAGCUGCGACAUGUAUCAUGGUUUCUAUUCUACCCAUGUAUGGGAUAUUUUAGGAUGCAGUGACCCAUGAUGAUGUGUAUUUGAACUUCACUCAAGAAGAAUGGGUUUUGCUGGAUCCUUCACAGAAGAAUCUCUACAAAGAUGUGAUGCUGGAGACCUAUAGGAAUCUCAGUGCUAUAGGCUACUAUUGGGAAGGCCAUAAUAUUGAAGAACAUUGUCAAAGUUCCAGAAGUCAUGGAAGGCAUGAAAGGAGUCAUCCUGGAGAGAAACCCUCUGAAUACACUCAUUGUGGUAAAGCUUUGGCAUAUCAGAGUCAUCCUCAAAGGCGUGAAAGAAUUCAUACUGGAGAGAAGCCCUAUGAAGGGAUUCAGUAUGAUGAAGCCUUUGUACAUCACAGUAGUCUCCAAAUACAUAAAGAAACGCACACUGAAGAGAACUCUUAUGAAUGUAACCAGUGUGGUAAAAUCUUUGCACGUCGUUGUAAUCUUCGAACACAUAAAACAAUACACACUGGAAAGAAACCCUACAAAUGCGAUCAGUGUGGUAAAGCCUUUGCACGAAAAAGUCAUCUCAAAACGCAUGGAAUAACACAUUCUGAAGAGAAACCUUACAGAUGUGAUCAAUGUGGUAAAGCCUUUGCAUAUCAUAGUUAUCUCCAAGUACAUAAAAGAAUGCAUACUGGAGAGAGACCUUACAAAUGUGAUCAGUGUGGUAAAGCCUUUGGACAUAGUUGUCAUCUCCAAGUACAUAGAAGAAUACAUACUGGAGAGAAGCCCUAUGAGUGUAAUCAGUGUGCUAAAGCCUUUGUAGGUCUGAGUGAUCUUAAAAAACAUGAAAGAACUCACACUGGAGAGAAGCCUUACAAAUGUAAUGAAUGCGGUAGAGCCUUUGUGUGUAACUCUGGUCUCCAAAUGCAUAAAGCAACACAUACUGGAAUGAAGCCUUAUGAAUGUAAGCACUGUAGUAAAUCCUUUGCCACUCAUAGGCACCUUUACAAUCAUGAAAGAACUCAUACUAGAGCAUGUAGGUUGAUGUCUAUAUGGAGGUGAGGGCUGGCACAAGUAAAGCCGAGGCCUAUAAUCCGACAGUGAGAAAGUGGGGCUGGUACAGAAUUUUGGUAAGUGGGGAGAGAGGAAAAAGAAGGGAAGAACCAAGAUGGAGGGCAGAGAAGGACGAUUCAGAUCCAUGUGGCCUUAAAUGGCCAUAGGUAGUUAAGAAUAUUUCUUAAGGGAUUUAUUAUAGGUCAAAUUGGUAUUAUGUAGUGGGCAGUUUAUAUCUUUAUCAAUUGUGAGUUUAUUGUGUGGAUGUAUUGUGGAUUGAGAAUUUAACAUAUAAACCUGAUUACUAAACUGUAA
Messenger RNA from Rattus rattus (black rat), 1602 nucleotides. Its product is annotated as zinc finger protein 431-like. The coding region runs from base 394 to 1296 and encodes 300 amino acids. Lineage: Eukaryota; Metazoa; Chordata; Mammalia; Rodentia; Muridae. The record is from RefSeq and is a predicted model, not a curated record. Gene Ontology annotation, biological process: regulation of transcription by RNA polymerase II. Gene Ontology annotation, molecular function: RNA polymerase II cis-regulatory region sequence-specific DNA binding; DNA-binding transcription factor activity. The transcript has 4 exons.